Messenger RNA from Boleophthalmus pectinirostris (great blue-spotted mudskipper), 1299 nucleotides. RefSeq lists its product as uncharacterized. NCBI's taxonomy places the organism in Eukaryota, Metazoa, Chordata, Actinopteri, Gobiiformes, Gobiidae. The record is from RefSeq and is a predicted model, not a curated record. Bases 68 to 976 code for a protein of 302 amino acids. The transcript is spliced from 5 exons. Gene Ontology annotation, molecular function: DNA-binding transcription factor activity.
GCGGUAUUAGACAGUGGUCGUUUGUUACUCCUCCCCUGCUCGUGAUGAAGAAGAAGGGAGUCGCAGAAUGGAGGAUUUAUUUUGGAUCCCACCCUGCUUCCAUGUUAUAAAAAGAGGCGAUGGCUACAUUUCGGGGAUUAUCAACAAUGAAAAUGAGCUGACCACAUUGUUGGAGAGCCACAGCCGGGCCACUUAUACCUCAUACAUCAAGUGGUCUGACCAUACGAGAGAAACUUGCAACAAUGGACGACAGUUUUGGCAAGUGGACGACUACUCAGAGGAUGUGCCCUUGUGUGUGCGAAGGAGAAUCAUACUGUUGUGUCAGCACGGCAAGGCUUAUGUGAAAAAAGCCAAGGAGGAAUGUCGGGAUGUGGAACAGGAAAAUAUAAAAAGACGGGUUCGCAGCUCAAAGAAACUAAACUGUCCAGCCAAACUAUUUAUACGACACAUUACAAGGUAUGACACGUUCAGUGUCAAAGGGGAUGCUUCCAGGACUCGAAAAGAAGAGGCUAUGAGAAGACUUAAGCUGGCACUGUCCGAAACACAUCCACCAACAUCAACAUUUCUGCACGUUAAACUUCCACUGGUAGAAGCUCACCGGAAUCAUGACAUUUACCCCAGUAUGAUGAUCAGCGGCUACAGCGGCGGGGUGCAGAGCAUGGUUGAAGUUGAAUCCAGUGGUGAAGGGGCUCUGCAAAUGGAAAAUGAUGGUUGUAGAGUAGAGGGGAACAUGGACAUACAAGAUAAAAAGAAAAUUAAAUUAGCACAGCAAACCUUCAGAAGAGAGCUGAAAAGACUAACAGAAGUAUCAUAUUUAUUUGAAGACCUUAAAUCUUUAAAAACAACAUCUGCUUUGCUGAAAAAUAUAAGACAGUCUAUGGAAGCACAAUGCCGUAAAGAAAAUGGACCAAAUAAAGAGCAAAAUGGUAGACCACAUGACAAACCGAAGACCAAACAGUCUAAGAAAGAUAAAUGAAACAGAUUGAGGUUUGUUGUUUUUUUUAAAUGGCUCCUCUGAUUUUGUGUUCUAUAUUUUAAUUGCAAGACAAUAUUAAGUCCAGGAGUUUAUGUUUCUGUUUGAAAUGGGUGAAGUGUGGAGAGAGUCUGCAUGUCUGUGGGAUUUUUCAUAUUAUAUUUAUGCCAUCUAACUAGAUACUGAUAUAGCAAGCUAAAUAAUUAUUUAAAAUGCAGUCCACAAAAAUGGAGCAGAGUUAGUUUUCUACUUACUGUAUAGUGUAUUGAAUUGUCACUUUUAAAAUAAAAAGUAGGUCACACAAAGUUGAUCAUAAAUGCACUUAA